Messenger RNA from Vigna unguiculata (cowpea), 1921 nucleotides. Its product is annotated as glycosyltransferase BC10-like. The record is from RefSeq and is a predicted model, not a curated record. NCBI's taxonomy places the organism in Eukaryota, Viridiplantae, Streptophyta, Magnoliopsida, Fabales, Fabaceae. Gene Ontology annotation, molecular function: glycosyltransferase activity. Gene Ontology annotation, cellular component: membrane.
UAAUCUUCGACGGGUUUCCUAAACCCGCCAUAACUGUUUCUGGAUUUUUCAACUUCAGCUUUUAUUCAAAGCUGUUACUAUUCUAGGAGAGCAUAAAAAAUAAAGGAAUAUACUCAUCAUAAUAAGUGACCAUCGAGGACAACAUAGCAGAAAAAGUCACCUAUUCCAAGCCAUCGACUCCUGUUUUGAAGGGUCUGUUUGUGCCAUAAAUUGAGCAAAGGGAUAGCUUUUCUUCUGCCUUUCUUGAUCUCUCUCCACUUCCAGGGCUUUCUUUCUCUUUCACCCCUUUUCAUUUUCUUUCUUUAAGCUUCCAUCGAUUUUUAAGUCUCAAACUAGGUAAACCUUAUAUAUAGAAAACACUUUCAUUUGAUCUUUUAUCGAGAUAUUUUAAUCAGAAGAUUAGUUCGUUGCUGAUACAGUUGAGUUGAGUGUUUCAUCAAGUAACGUAUUUCUUAUUGCUUCUUCUUUACAAGAUUUUAACUUUGGCACCCAUCGUAUAUACCCAUAUAGCAGAGUCAUCAAGGAAUUUGGUGUUUUUGUCCCCUGGAGAAUGAAGGGCCAAAAUAAUCAAUACCCCUUAAACUCUGUUUCCAAGUUUUUCAAUGCUCAAUUUCACUUUGUUCGGUUCCUCGCCUAUAUCGUUAUUCUGGGCUUUGGUAUAACCAUUGGGGUUAUCUUCAGUUUCUAUCUAAGAAACUGCAACUUUAGUCUACAAUUCACGCAGUUGUCACUCUCUUCCUUUCCGCGAACACAAAUCCUGCCAACACCAACAACAAAACCAGAAAUAUCUAAUCAAACUCAAAUUCACACACUGAUUCAAACUCAAACAGAAAUCCAAACAGAAACUCGAGCUGAAAUUCAAACUGAGAGUGUUCAUGUAGGAUUGAAGGAUUUCCUUCAGCCUCCGCAAGUCGUGCAUGAUAUGGACGAUGAGGAAUUGCUUUGGAGAGCUUCAAUGACAGCAAAGAUCCCUGAUUACCCAUUUGACCGUGUUCCGAAGGUUGCCUUCAUGUUCUUGACAAGGGGUCCUCUGUUUUUGGCACCUUUGUGGGAGAAAUUCUUCGAAGGGCAUGAAGGUUUGUACUCAAUUUACGUGCACUCCAAUCCAUCCUACAAUGGAUCACAACCGGAGAGUCCUGUAUUUGAAGGUCGGAGAAUUCCCAGUAAGGAAGUGGAAUGGGGCAAUGUGAACAUGAUUGAAGCUGAACGUCGCUUGCUGGCCAAUGCACUUCUUGAUAUCUCAAACCAACGCUUUGUACUGCUGUCAGAAUCAUGCAUACCACUCUUCAAUUUCUCAACCAUCUACACUUACUUGAUGAACUCUACCGAAAACUAUGUCAUGGCUUUUGAUGAUCCAAGUUCGGUUGGGCGAGGCCGAUAUAAUAUCCAGAUGUUGCCCGACAUCUCCCUCAACCAAUGGAGAAAAGGGUCCCAAUGGUUUGAAAUGGACAGAGAGCUUGCACUAGAAGUAGUAUCUGACAGAAAAUAUUUCCCAGUUUUUCAAGACUACUGCAAAGGUUCAUGUUACGCAGAUGAACAUUACUUGCCAACGUAUGUGAGCAUCAAGUUUUGGGAGGGGAAUUCUAACAGGAGUUUGACUUGGGUUGAUUGGUCAAAGGGUGGUCCACACCCAGCUAAAUUUCUGAGGUCGGAGAUUACUGUGAAGUUCCUAGAGAGUUUAAGGAAUCACAAAUGCAAGUAUAAUAACGGAGAUAGCAUCAAUGUCUGUUUUCUGUUUGCUAGGAAAUUUGCACCUAGUACUGUGUCAAAGCUCACGAAGAUUGCACCCAUGGUAAUGCAUUUCUAAUACUACCAUAGGUACACAAACACAGGUUACCAUUAUGACCAUUCAUUCAUUCUUUUUAUCUUGUAAGUUUGUAGACUUGUUUAAUCAAAUACAGUGAGUUUUCCAUUGGUUCCA